Lepus europaeus (European hare) is the source of this 5174-nucleotide messenger RNA. It is a transcript of the gene MRC1, whose product is annotated as mannose receptor C-type 1. NCBI's taxonomy places the organism in Eukaryota, Metazoa, Chordata, Mammalia, Lagomorpha, Leporidae. The coding region runs from base 102 to 4469 and encodes 1455 amino acids. The transcript is spliced from 30 exons. Gene Ontology annotation, molecular function: signaling receptor activity. The record is from RefSeq and is a predicted model, not a curated record.
UCUGAGAGCAUGGACUAGGUGGCGGGUGCUCUGGGGCCCUCACUUGUGCGUUGCUUUUCCUCUCCCUCCUCUCCACCACCGGCAGAAAAGACAGCGGGGCCAUGAAGCUGUCCCUACUCUUGGCUUUUGUCUCUGUCAUUCCGGCUGCUGUUCAGCUGUUGGACACUAGGCAAUUUUUAAUUUAUAAUGAAGAUCACAAGCGCUGUGUGGAAGCCAUCAGUUCCAGUGCCGUCCAGACUGCAGUUUGCAACCAGGAUGCUGAAUCACAGAGAUUCCGAUGGGUGUCUGAAUUCCAUGUCAUGAGUGUUGCAUUUAAAUUAUGCUUGGGGGUGCCUUCCAAAACCGACUGGGUUUCUGUCACUCUAUAUAAUUGUGACUCAAAAAGUGAAUUUCAGAAAUGGGAAUGCAAAAAUGACACACUUUUUGGAAUCAAGGGUGAAGAUUUAUUUUUUAACUAUGGCAACAGACAAGAAAAGAAUAUUAUGCUGUACAAGGGAUCUGGUUUGUGGAGCAGGUGGAAGAUCUAUGGAACCACAGAUGAUCUGUGCUCCAGAGGUUACGAAGCCAUGUAUACGCUACUGGGCAAUGCAAAUGGAGCAACCUGUGCAUUUCCAUUCAAGUUUCAAAACAAGUGGUACGCGGAUUGCACAAGUGCAGGGCGCUCAGAUGGAUGGCUCUGGUGUGGAACAACCACAGACUACGAUGCGGAUAAGCUCUUUGGAUUCUGUCCAGUGAAAUUUGAGGGAAGUGAAAGCCUGUGGAAUAAAGAUCCAUUGACCAGCAUUUCCUACCAGAUAAACUCCAAAUCUGCUUUAACGUGGCACCAGGCAAGGAAGAGCUGCCAACAACAGAAUGCUGAGCUCUUGAGCAUCACUGAGAUACAUGAGCAAACCUACCUGACAGGAUUAACCAGUUCUUUGACGUCAGGACUCUGGAUUGGGCUUAACAGUCUGAGUUUCAACAGCGGUUGGCAGUGGAGCGGUGGAAGUCCCUUCCGAUAUUUGAACUGGUUACCAGGAAGUCCAUCGGCAGAACCUGGGAAAAGCUGUGUAUCACUAAAUCCUGGAAAAAAUGCUAAAUGGGAGAAUCUGGAAUGUGUCCAGAAACUGGGCUAUAUUUGCAAAAAAGGCAAUACUUCUCUGAAUUCGUUUGUUAUUCCCUCAGAAAGUGACGUGCCCAGCAACUGUCCUAGUCAGUGGUGGCCAUAUGCAGGUCACUGCUACAGGAUUCACAGAGAGGAGAAGAAGAUCCAGAAAGAUGCCUUGAUUGCCUGUCGCAAGGAAGGUGGUGAUCUAGCAAGCAUCCACAGCAUUGAGGAGUUUGACUUCAUUAUCUCUCAGCUAGGAUAUGAGCCAAAUGAUGAGCUGUGGAUUGGCUUAAAUGACAUCAAGAUUCAAAUGUACUUUGAGUGGAGUGAUGGGACCCCUGUAACCUUUACCAAAUGGUUUCGUGGAGAACCAAGCCAUGAGAACAACAGGCAGGAGGACUGUGUUGUGAUGAAAGGCAAGGAUGGAUACUGGGCAGAUAGGGCCUGCGAGCGGCCCCUAAACUAUAUCUGCAAGAUGACAUCUCGAACCCAAGCUACAGGAAUAGUGGAAGUAGAAACAGGAUGUAGGAAAGGCUGGAAAAGACAUGGCUUUUACUGCUAUUUGAUUGGACACACACUUUCUACAUUUACAGAAGCAAACCAAACUUGUGAAAGUGAGAAAGCUUACUUAACAACUGUUGAAGACAGAUAUGAACAAGCAUUCCUGACUAGUUUGAUUGGAUUGAGGCCUGAAAAAUAUUUUUGGACAGGACUUUCAGAUAUACAAAACAAAGGCACCUUUCAAUGGACCAUUGAGGAAGAGGUUCGGUUCACUCACUGGAAUUCAGAUAUGCCAGGAAGAAAGGCAGGAUGUGUUGCCAUGAGAACUGGGAUUGCAGGGGGCUUAUGGGAUAUUCUGAAGUGUGAUGAAAAGGCAAAGUUUGUGUGCAAGCACUGGGCAGAAGGAGUAACCCGUCCACCAGAGCCCACCACAACUCCUGAACCCAAAUGUCCAGAGGACUGGGGCACCAGCAGUAAAACAAGCUUGUGUUUCAAGCUGUUUGCGAAGGGAAAACAUGAGAAGAAAACAUGGUUUGAAUCUCGAGAUUUCUGUCGAGCUGUGGGCGGAGAGUUGGCUAGUAUCAAUAAUAAAGAGGAACAACAGAUAAUAUGGCGAUUAAUAACGGCUGGCGGGAGCUACCAUGAACUGUUCUGGUUGGGGCUGACAUAUGGAAGUCCUUCGGAGGGCUUUACUUGGAGCGACGGCUCUCCUGUUUCAUAUGAAAACUGGGCUUAUGGAGAACCAAAUAAUUAUCAAAAUGUUGAAUUUUGUGGUGAGCUAAAAGCUGACCCUGGCAUGUCCUGGAAUGAUAUCAACUGUGAACACCUUAACAACUGGAUUUGCCAGAUCCAGAAAGGACAAACACUAAAACCUGAGCCAACACCAGCUCCUCAAGACAAUCCACCAGUCACUGAAGAUGGCUGGGUCAUUUACAAAGAUUAUCAGUAUUAUUUUAGCAAAGAGAAGGAAACCAUGGACAAUGCACGAGCAUUUUGCAAGAGGAAUUUUGGUGAUCUUGUUUCUAUUAAAAGUGAAAGUGAAAAGAAGUUUCUUUGGAAAUAUGUAAACAGGAAUGACGCACAGACAGCAUAUUUUAUUGGUUUAUUGGUCAGCUUGGAUAAAAAGUUUGCUUGGAUGGAUGGAAGCAAAGUAGAUUAUGUGUCCUGGGCCACAGGUGAACCAAAUUUUGCAAAUGAGGAUGAAAACUGUGUAACUAUGUAUGCAAAUUCAGGGUUUUGGAAUGACAUUAACUGUGGUUAUCCAAAUGCCUUCAUUUGCCAGCGGCAUAACAGCAGCAUCAAUGCCACAGUUAUGCCUACCGCGCCUCCAGGCCCACGUGGUUGUAAGGAAGGUUGGAAUUUUUACAAUAACAAGUGUUUCAAGAUCUUUGGAUUUGUUGAAGAAGAAAAAAAAAAUUGGCAAGAUGCACGAAAAGCUUGCAUAGGGUUUGGCGGAAAUUUGGUUUCCAUACACAAUGAAAAGGAGCAAGCAUUUCUUAUCUAUCAUAUGAAGGACUCCACUUUUAAUGCCUGGACUGGGCUGAAUGAUGUCAAUUCUGAGCACACGUUCCUUUGGACGGAUGGGCGAGGAGUUCAUUAUACAAACUGGGGGAAAGGUUUUCCUGGUGGAAGAAGAAGCAGUCUGUCUUAUGAAGAUGCAGACUGUGUUGUUAUUAUUGGAGGGAAAUCAAGGGAUGCAGGGAAAUGGAUGGAUGACACUUGUGACAGUAAGCAAGGCUACAUAUGCCAGACACCUUCUGACCCUUCCUUGCCUAGUUCUCGGACAACAGUUCCAACAGAUGGCUUUAUUAGAUAUGGUAAAAGCAGCUACUCACUCAUGAAACUGAAGUUACAAUGGCAUGAAGCAGACAAAUACUGCAAGGAUGACACUUCCCUCAUUGCUAGCAUUCUGGAUCCCUAUAGCAAUGCAUUUGUGUGGAUGCAAAUGCAGACAUUUAAUGUACCUGUGUGGAUUGCUCUGAACAGUAACUUGACCAACAAUGAGUACGUUUGGACUGAUAGAUGGAGGGUGAGGUACACUAACUGGGCUCCCGAUGAGCCCAAACUGAAGUCAGCAUGUGUCUAUCUGGAUCUUGAUGGCUACUGGAAGACAGCACAUUGCAAUGAAAGCUUUUAUUUUCUCUGCAAAAGAUCAGAUGAGAUCCCUGCCACGGAGCCCCCACAACUGCCUGGCAGAUGCCCGGAGUCCGAGCACACGGCCUGGAUUCCUUUCCAUGGUCACUGCUACUAUAUUGAAUCCUCAUACACAAGGAACUGGGGACAGGCGUCUCUGGAAUGUCUCCGAAUGGGUUCUUCUCUGGUUUCCAUUGAAAGUGCAUCUGAGUCUAGUUUUCUGUCGUAUCGGGUUGAGCCUCUUAAAAGUAAAACCAAUUUUUGGAUAGGAAUGUUCAGAAAUGUGGAAGGAAUGUGGCUGUGGGUAAACAACAACCCAGUCUCCUUUGUCAACUGGAACACGGGCGAUCCCUCUGGUGAACGAAAUGACUGUGUGCUUUUAGAUGCAUCAUCUGGACUUUGGAAUAACAUUCACUGUUCUUCCUACAAGGGUUAUAUUUGUAAAAGACCAAAAAUUGUUGAUGCUGAACCUACUCAGACGGAAGUUACAACAAAAGCUGACUCAAGAAAGGAUGCCCCUUCCAAAAAGUCUUCCAGCAUGGCAGGAGUGGUGAUUAUCGUGACCCUUCUGAUUCUGACUGGUGCUGGCUUUGCUGCCUAUUUCUUUUAUAAGAAAAGACGCGUGCACAUACCUCAAGAGGGCACCUUUGAAAACACUCUUUAUUUUAACAGCCGGUCAAGCCCGGGAACUAGUGACACCAAAGAUCUCAUGGGCAACAUCGAACAGAAUGAACAUGCAGUCAUCUAGUGGCAUAAUGUGAUUUUAAUAUCUUUGAAUUUCAUAAUAUUGUAACUAAAAUUUUAAUUCUUUAAUUCAGUGCAAUUGUUUCUUUUAAAGUGAGUACUGUAUUGUACUAGUCUGUUCUUUUUCUUUGCAUAAUUGAAGAAAUAAUUGCUCAUUUUCUAGCCUGUCAAGAUAUUUUCACAAGUGCAAAAAAAAAGAGGUGAUAAAUUUAAAUUUAAAAAAGGAUAAUAAAUUUAAAAAGUGAUUACCCUUUAAAAAUAUCUUAGGUGAGUGCACAUCAUGACUACAAUGCCAACAUUUAAGCAUCAUUUGCUGCGUAGCUGAGUGUCAAGUUCAUGCAGAUCAUUAGAGUUCCAGAAACAAUCAACUAACCUUCUGAAAUAGUUUAAGAAGUUCCCAAAGAUAUGUUACCUAUUGAAUUGUGAUUAAAAAUUAGAAGACCAUUUUAAAUCAAGCAUGAAUGACUUCUCAUGGCAUAAAAAUUUAUUCAAUUUUCUCUUUACCACUCUUGACUUCUACUCCAAUUAUUUGAAGACUAAGGCAGCUGAGAAUCUUCUUCCCACGCAAGGUUUUACCAGCUGAGCAUUGCAAAUAUGUUCUUUGUCCUGUUAUAUGUAUAUCAGGAACACAAAGAUGUGAAAUAAAAAUGUAAAUUUGCAUAACUGGAUGUACUUAGAUAAUGUGAAAUAAACAUUUUAUUUUUAAAGA